CUUCAAAACACAAUCCGACCUUUUCUCCUCAGUCAGUCAGUCAGUCGAUGAGUCGGUGAGUCAGUCAGUGCUGGACGCUGGAGAUGCACAAUGAAGAGACAAGAGUCCCGCUAAGAUCCGUACUCUGGGGAUGUUUUGAUCGAGCAGGAGAGGUCAAGCGUCAAGAUGGAUUACAAAUACGAUGAUGGAAUAGAACUGCUGUUGGCUCACAUGAAUAUCGAGGACAUCAUCAACGCCGCCGAGAGCCUGUAUCAGAUCCGGGAGGAGGAGGCGGAGGAAGGAGGCUUGUCGUUCGAAGAGGAAGGUCUCUCCCAGGAGGAGAUGGAUGAGAACGAUGAGGCGGGGGAGUCGGGGGCUGAGCAUAAGGGUGGCGGGGCGGGUGGUGUCCGGUACGGGACGGUGGCAGACCUCCUGUCCUUUGUCAACCUGCUCUCGAGCAUGCAGGUGGCCGCCCUGCAGCACCUGCCUCGGGAGAUGGGGGUCCUGCUGAAUAAGAAGGACAUGGCUGUGAAAAAAGGCCGCUACCAGAUAGACACGGAUGUGCUCCUGUUUCCAUGGAAGUUGACCUACAAGAAUCCCGGCUGUGGUCUCGUCCCCAAGGGCUCAUUUGGGAAAGUCCACUUGGCUCAGGACAGGGCCACCAGGAAGAGGAUGGCUUGCAAACUGAUCCCCAUGGAGAACUUUAAAGCCGCCGACGUGGAGUUCCAGGCCCGGUUCCGACACGAGAACAUCGCCGAGCUCUACGGCGCCCUGCUCUGGGACCAGAGUGUCCACCUGUUCAUGGAGGCCGGGGAGGGCGGCUCGGUCCUGGAGAAGCUGGACAGCUGCGGGCCCAUGAGGGAGUUCGAGAUCAUCUGGGUGACCAAGCAAGUCCUGCGCGGCCUGGAGUACCUGCACUCUCAUAAUGUCAUCCACCACGACAUCAAACCCAGUAACAUUGUCCUGAUGACAGACAAGGCAGUUCUUGUGGACUUUGGCCUCACGGUGCAGAUGACUGAGGAUAUUUACAUCCCGAGAGACCUGAGAGGAACAGAGAUGUACAUGAGUCCAGAGGUGGUUCUGUGCCGAGGACACGACACCAAGACGGACAUCUACAGCCUGGGCACCACCAUCAUCCACAUGCAGACUGGUAGCCCUCCCUGGGUCCGCAGAUACCCCCGCACCGCCUACCCAUCCUACCUCUACAUCAUCCACAAGCAGGCACCGCCUAUGGAGGACAUAGCGGAGGACUGCAGCCUCGCCAUGCGUUCCUUCCUGGAGCGAGCCCUGGAGAGGAACCCCGCUCUGCGGAGUUCGGCGUCCGAGCUGCUGAAGGACGAGGCCAUCAACCCGCCCAAGGAGGAUCAGCCGCGCUGCUGGAGCCUUGACUCUGCGCUGGAGGAGGCCACCCACGCGAUGCUGCGGCAGCAGAGCCAGCACCAUGACACCACACAGGAAUCAUCUCUGUACUCCGAGGACUCUGGCCACAUGAGAAGAAAGGGCUCCUUGUACAUUGACCUGGGGGCCUUGUCAGGUCGCUGUAAACUGGUGGCGGGGCCCCCCACCUCAGAAUAUGGCUAACACGUGACCAACAACUCAUCUAGGUGUUUGAAUUGGGAAAAAAAGGGAUAAUUAGCUUUUUGCCCGCUCCGACAGUCUGACUCACUCUCCGUUGAUGAGGACUGAUGAAUGGUUCACACAAUGAGGACAGCUGCGGGGCGACAUGGCUCAUUGACGAAAUGAAAAUGUUUACAAGAGUCGAGGACGUCUUGUAAUGAAUGGAACCGGCUCGGCCUGAAAUGGACAACACUGCAGGACAGUGGUUGAACGAGACCCAUUGUGAAUGAAUGAGCAUUAACUAUUGGUUUAAUUUGCUCGACGACCUUGCGGGACGUCUGUAUGUGAUUUAUUUCAGUGUGGUCAUAAAUAUAUGCAUUGUUGGUAUAAAUUGUAAGCAAUCUGUCAAAAGAAUGUGUUUUAUGAUAUGUAGUUCUUCCAGGACUUCCUCUUGUUUAUUCCAGUGGAAUAUUAAUGGCAUCAUCUUGCCGUGCAAACAAAGCUGCAUCUGAUUUGUGUUUUUGAAUAUGCUCGAAUUUUGAAAAUGUGUCAGCUUUGCAACAAAAGAACAAUAAAAAGGUAAAAGUC
Molecule: messenger RNA, 2124 nt
Organism: Scophthalmus maximus (turbot)
Lineage: Eukaryota; Metazoa; Chordata; Actinopteri; Pleuronectiformes; Scophthalmidae
Gene: map3k8
Product: mitogen-activated protein kinase kinase kinase 8
Exons: 8
Coding region: 166-1560 (464 amino acids)
Biological process (GO): protein phosphorylation
Molecular function (GO): protein kinase activity; ATP binding
Source: RefSeq, a predicted model, not a curated record